Messenger RNA from Carassius gibelio (silver crucian carp), 2821 nucleotides. RefSeq names its product transcription factor binding to IGHM enhancer 3b (gene tfe3b). Gene Ontology annotation, cellular component: nucleus. Gene Ontology annotation, biological process: regulation of transcription by RNA polymerase II. Lineage: Eukaryota; Metazoa; Chordata; Actinopteri; Cypriniformes; Cyprinidae. The record is from RefSeq and is a predicted model, not a curated record. The transcript has 9 exons. Bases 207 to 1559 code for a protein of 450 amino acids. Gene Ontology annotation, molecular function: protein dimerization activity; DNA-binding transcription factor activity, RNA polymerase II-specific; RNA polymerase II cis-regulatory region sequence-specific DNA binding.
AAAACUUUACAUGUGAAAUGGGGAAAAAAGUAAGUAAAAGGUGGCUGAGUGUGUUGAGGAGACAUGGGAUGGGACUGUCACAUCACAACAAGGAAAUACCCGCGCGUGCUAGUAAUGGCGAUUCUUCUAGAAAACUCGCUUUACUUCUGCUAACACAACCAGCGUGUUAAUUCUGCUCAUACUUGACCUGUGGAACCAGCGUAGCCAUGUCAUCCCGGGUGUUGCUACGGCAACAGCUGAUGCGGGAGCAGGCGCAGGAGCAGGAGAGGAGGGAGGCGCAGCAGCAAGCGUCUGCCGCUCAGCUCCGUCCUACAGAGUCCACUCCCGCCAUCUCAGUCACGGUGCCAGCCAUGGCUGCCCGCCCUCCUCCAGCUCAAGUACCGGUGGAGGUUCUGAAGGUGCAAACUCAUCUUGAAAACCCAACUAAAUACCACAUCCAGCAGGCCCAGAGGCAGCAAGUGAAGCAGUACUUGUCUACUACGCUAGGAAAUAAAGUUGCCACACAAACUGUCGGUGUAUCUCCCGUUCCACAAUCAAAUUCUGCUCCGGAGAGGUGCCCUUCUGCAAGCAGUGCUCCCAACAGUCCAAUGGCACAUCUUAACCUGGGCUCCAACAAAGAAGAGAUGGAUGAUGUAAUCGAUGACAUCAUCAGCCUUGAAUCCAGCUUCAAUGAUGACAUCAUGUCACUGAUAGAUUCUGGCCUGCAACUCCCAAACACGCUGCCAGGCAACCUUCUGGAUGUCUACAACAGUCCUGGCAUGACGGCCCCCUCCAUCACCGUCAGCAAUUCUUGUCCAGCAGAUCUGGCUAAUAUUAAAAGGGAAUUAACUGACGCAGAGGCCAGAGCCUUGAUGAAGGAGAGGCAAAAGAAAGAUAAUCACAAUCUCAUUGAACGGCGGAGAAGAUUCAACAUAAAUGACAGAAUAAAGGAAUUAGGAGCUAUGAUACCCAAAUCCAAUGAUCCGGAGAUGCGCUGGAACAAAGGAACCAUUUUGAAGGCUUCUGUUGAUUAUAUAAGAAAACUUCAGAAAGAGCAACAGAGGGCCAAAGAGAUUGAGAUGAGGCAGAAGAAACUGGAGCAAUCCAACCAGGCCCUUCUGCUCCGCAUACAGGAAUUAGAGAUGCAAGCUCGUCAUCAUGGCCUCUCCACCACUAUGUCUCCAGGCCUGAGCACUGACACUUCCUUCCUUCAGCAACCGCUAUUACAAGGAAACCAGUCCGCACAGCUUGGCUCUGGGGAAGGCCAACCUCAGAGCCACCUCAGCAUGGAUGGAGUCAUGACGCAGACUUCCCCAUUCCUCACAAUACCUUCCUCCAGCUCUCCAGCUGCUGCAGCAGUAAGCGGCCCUCUCAAUCUAGAUACGUUUAGCUUUGCGGAGCUGGACGAAGCUUCGGCCUCUGAUCUUUACCCUGACGUGGGUCUUCGUGACAUUCUGAUGGAUGACGGCUGCACGAUGCCCAUCGUCAGGCCUUCAGAUCCGCUCUUCUCCCCAAUUUCCCCUGGAGCCUCCAAGACCAGCAGCUGCAGGAGUAGCGUGACCAUGGAGGAUGACUUGUGACCCAACUGACCACUAAAUGUAUGUUCCUGUGCUUUUACUCGUGUGGGACGCCAUGGGAUGUUUUCAAAGAGAUCCUUCACCCAAAAAUGAAAAUUCAUGUUGUUCCAAACCUGUAUGACUUUCUUCUGUGGAACUUGAAAGAAGAUAUUUUGAGAAAUGAACUCAUUGGUUGCCAAAGCCGAUUGGUUACCAACUUUCUUCAAUAUAUCUUCUUUUGUGUUCUCCAGAAAUGCCAGAUUUUUUUGGUGGACUAUCCCUGGAAACACUCCACGAUCUGUGCUGUCAUAUGUCUAUAUAUCAGUUAGUAAGAAAAUUAACUAGUAUUACACCUUUUUGUAGGCAGUCCCAAAGGUAUAUCCCAAAUUCAAAACACACCUAAAACAAUUAGCCUUUUUGUAGCUAAAGUUUAGGAUAUUUCAGCCUUUCUAUGAAUAGCUGUGUUGCUUUAAGGGUAAAUCAUGUGAUGUUUAUUGUUGUUUUAGAUAUGUGUUUUUAGACUCUGAAUUCAGAGCAUGCAAGUGCACAUAUUUAUACAUAUAUAUGAUUUUGGAGUGUGGCGUGAGUAGUCACUUAUCACACCAAAGGGAUGUUUCAGAGCUGUUUAAUAGCAUGAACUCAUUAUUCAUAUUAUGAUGUUGAAAGGGUUCAAGCAAUAUUUCUGCAUAUAUCAGAAAAAUUUAUUUUUUAAACACAUCUUUGCUGGCUUUACUUUUAGCCAAAGUACUUGCAUAUUUACUAACUGGUUUGAAAUGUCUACAUUUUAUUUGUUCGUUUACAACACUUCCUUUUAUGGCUGGUUAGUUUGACCUUCUUCAAUGUUACAUUGCUAAACAAAUGUUUGUGCAGGUGCUCAUACAUGAUUUUUAGUAACUCUUUACAAUAAGGUAAAUUCGUAUCUUCAAUUAAUUCAGUAGCAUUACUUAAUACAUCAGGUAUCAUAAAAAACAUAAGUAUUCUAGUUAUUUGAAAAUGUAUAGUAGUACAAUCAAAAAAUGUAUACAUAAAAUUUUAUUAUGGACUAAUAUUAACAGUGUACUAAACAUUUAAGAUUGAUUUAUUUAGUAAAAAUGUUGGUCAUUGUUCAUUUAUGAUACCAUUAUGCAUUAACUAGUGUUAAUGAGUUUUGCGUAAAGUGUUACCGUUUUUUUCUGAUGAUAUAAGGAAACAAGCCACAUAAACAUAAUACACAAACAACUUUUCAGGUAUAAAAUGUUACAAGCUACCUCUGCCUAAAAUGCUUUUUAUAACUAAUAAAUCAAAAU